UCUUCUUCUCUCGCUCUCUCUCUCCUGACCCUGGCUCUGUCACACAAAACUGUCGCCUAAGGUUAUGCCGGCCGGCCAUCUCAUACACAUCGACAUCCACCCGGCACUGUUUCAACGAGCCUUGCCCGCGUUACUCACAGUGUAACUGGUGGCUACUUCUAAAGAGACAGGAGAAAAGGAUGGAGGAUGGCCCGAUUGAGAACCUGCCAGACUUUGUGUGUGUGCUGGUUCAUGGGGGUUACACGGCGAACCCUGAGCUGCCUGCUUGUUGACAAGGUCUCGAUAGAACGGCCCAAAAUGCUCCAUCUGCCUGGUCUCGGGGCCAGGACUACGCUUGACCAGUCCACAAGGGAACGUGUACAUGGCCAUACAUGUCACCUAGGAAACUCUCGCACACGCCUUGCUCUCUCUAUCUCUCUCGUCCACUCCCUCUCCCGCGCUGCUCUCCUCCUGCACAUGCACGAGCGCACAUACACACGCACUAUCAAGAGGUGGCGCACAAAGAAGAUGGCUCGUGUACUCAAGCGUACCCGGUCCACCUAUUGGAGGGGGCAAGGUUUGAGCAGGCACCUCACUAGUGUCCACGGUGUGCCGAUGCAACAACUUUGCUCACACGCCCCGGAGCGGCCGAUCUGGGAUGAUUCUCUUCCGGGAGCUUCGACACCCUGGUAGUGGUGGACAGAGAGCGGCGAGCAGCUUCUCCUACCCCAUGGCACGGGCAGCCUUCUAUCUAUCAGAGUCCUCUCCACAGGAUUUUGAUAAAUAGCUUCACUCUCCCCACAAGAUCUGUGCUGUCAGAACUAACUCGACGAGAAGCAAGAGCUCGACAGUUCUAUUUUGCUCCAAAGAACCUUACAAACUUUGUCUUCCCUCCCUCCCUCACUCGUUUUUUUCGUCUUCUCAUCACUGUCAUCCCGUCGGCUGCCUUUGUUUCCCCCCU
Molecule: messenger RNA, 940 nt
Organism: Trichoderma harzianum CBS 226.95
Lineage: Eukaryota; Fungi; Ascomycota; Sordariomycetes; Hypocreales; Hypocreaceae
Exons: 1
Coding region: 187-672 (161 amino acids)
Source: RefSeq, a predicted model, not a curated record